Messenger RNA from Lymnaea stagnalis (great pond snail), 331 nucleotides. NCBI's taxonomy places the organism in Eukaryota, Metazoa, Mollusca, Gastropoda, Lymnaeidae. The record is from the annotation of a GenBank genome assembly.
AUGUGUUUAUUUAAAGAACUUGAAGAGAGAGGACUGAAGAUUCACAUCCAUGGAAGAGACUUCGUAGCUGGUGACUACAUCGCUGCUAACAUCGUGACCGCCAUCAAGAAGAGCAGGAAGACCUUGGUGGUGCUCACACGGAACCUGCUGGACAGUACCUGGUGCAACUAUGAGAUACAGGUGUGUGGCAUGUUUUUUUUUUAUAAUGUGUAGUGAACCCUGUCAAACUGCUGUGCAGUACCUGGUGUAUAUAUAUAUAUAUAUAUAUAUAUAUAUGUCCUACAGGUGUGUGACAUGUUUCUAUCAUAUGUAGUGAACUCUGUCAAAGUGC